UGUUCGCGAGUUCCGCCGGCGUACCCGUUCGGACUUGUGCCCCAUGACGUCACUGGACCCCCUGGUCCCUAUCCUGUCCCCGUAACCUGUCCUCGCCUGCCAGAAGCUGCAGAACCUUGAACACGUUCCGUCUGCGAUCAGAAAUAUCGUCGCCAACAGGUGACACUUGAUGAUCACUCCAAAUUUGCUCUCACCUGUUGUGCCGUCUUUAAGGUUGUGAUCACGUGAUUUGUUACGUGUCUGACGACACGGACUUAUUGGGCAAACAGGAGAGUGACCAGUGUAUGUAUGCUUGGGAGUGACCAGAGAGUGAGCGCGACCGUGUUCCACCUGUAGCGUUCGGAUAUUUACCUAAGCGAGAACAAGUGCGGCGUCAGCUGUCGUCUGCAAUGUCGUCUGCUUUCCACUGCGACUUCAAUGAACUCCUCAAGAAGUAAGAAAGCAGUGGAAGGAUUACUUGUGGAUUACACUCAGGUUUUUAUGGGCUCCGGUGCCUGAAGCGGAACCUUCCCUGUACUGUGGAGGUAUGGGAUGGCCUCUCACCCGCUACGAAAGGCUAUGGCCCUCGGCGCCAACAUCCCCUCUGUUGUCCUGCCUGCUGUUGCUGUUCCUGACGGCGAACGUGCUGACGUACCAGGGCCCAAUGACGUCAGGUCUGACGCAGGGGGCGUGCAAACUUUCGGAACUGUCCUGCGACAACGGCCACUGCGUGUCACUGAGCAAGUUCUGCGAUGGCACGGACGACUGCGGUGACAAUUCUGACGAACCCAUCGGAUGUACUAAUUGCAACCGCACAUUCUUCGGCGAAAUCGGUAGCAAACAUCCAAUAAGGAUCGCGGAACCCUUCCAGAGGAAUUUGCCUUUCGUCUGCACUCUCUACUUCGUCGCUGCUGGAGGAGAAUUUGGGGACAUCGUCGAACUCACUUUCCUCAACUUCCAAGUGGGCUCCCUAGAAAUGGACAGAAACCAAUCGACGACCUGCUUCAAUGGAUACCUUCAAGUCGUCGAACCUGCUACAUCCAGCCCCAUCGCCCGAACGCCUCAAACACGUGGCUUCACGCAGAUCCUAUCAGCCGUUCGAGGCGAACCUGUGAACCCUCACCUUACAUCAUUCUACGACGGCAACGCAGGAGAACCCGAGUUCGGUCACUUCUGCGGUGACAUGGUCAACACAGGCGGUGGUGCCAUCUUCUUUUCCGAGCGCAACAACGUCACACUCGUUGUCUCAGUUCCAAGUCGGGCCGCCCUUCACGCUUACAGCUUCAGCUUAUACCUUACCUACAGGUUUCACCCGAAAAGGCCAUCGAAAACACGUUAUGGGACCUCAGACAGCCCGCAUGACCUCGGGACAGGUACUCCUGGAACCUACUGUGACCGUGUCUUCGAGAACUGUGACAGAAAGAAGUGUAAGAUACGAUCGCCGAACUUCCCUGGGUUUUACUUGAGGAACUUCACGUGCCGGUUCACGGUAAGGCAGAUCACUGCACCGCCUGGUAAGCAGGCGCAGAUAGUGUUGUACCAGGACAACGAGUACAAGAUCAACAUCUACACGGGAAGGAACACAGCGGGAGCGUUCUCGCAACGGUCUUUAAACGUUGACUGCCUAGGAGACGUAGUGUACAUAUAUGACGGUCCUGGAACGGCAAACACACCGUUGUUGACGGAGUUCUGUGGAACAGGGGUUCUUCAGGAGGUUGUGUCCAGUGGUCCAGAAGCAACUGUGAUCCUACGAAGCGCCCCUUCUCAACAACUUCAUCCUUCGCGGUUCGAACUUAACGUUGACGUUCGGUAUGUAGACGUCGAUGAGUUCCGUGUUGGUUCUGGUCGCUGUGCCUUCGAGGUGGACGGAAGAACAGUGAGAAGGGGUCUCAUCCACACGCCGGUGCAUACGGUCCCUCCAAACACGACAUGCAAGUACCACUUCAUCGGCAGGUCCCCUAGUGACAAGGUCUGGUUGUACUUCCUGUCUUACUUUAUAGAAGACAAGCGUCGUUGGGCGACAGAUGAAAAGUGUGACGUGUCCAGCUUAGAGAUAAUUGACGUGUAUGCCUCACCCGGUGUCAAGGCGACUACGAACUACAGCGAAACGACGUCGAACACGACAUCGGGAACCCUCCUUGAAGAUGCUAGGACUUACAAGUUUUGCGAGAAGACGUCACCGCGUAUCUGCGCGAGGGCGGCAGAGUACCCUCAGUACAUUCCUUUACGACCCUGCAGAGUUCCUGAGGAAUCUUACUUAUCAUCCGGCCCCGAAUUGAUUGUGCAGCAAAACUUCUACAAGACCACUGAACUUCCCGUUCGCCGGAGUAGUUUCGCGGCGAGGUACGAGUUCGUCGACACGGAACAGCAAGGAGCAGACAUGGGCCCAAACCAUGGACCGUGUCACCGUCAUUUUCAGAGCAGCGCAUCAAAGUUUGGGGUAGUGUCUUCGCCGAAAAAUGUCUUUAUGUAUGGUCGUGGUGGAAAAGAGAACGUGACGUGCUCCUACUAUUACUCCGGCAUGUCUUCCGAGAAGUUACGCAUCUACCUGGUAACCUUAAACCUCCCGACAGUCGGCUGCGAACAAUACUUCGAUGAAGUCACAGAACGCUACAACUGUCGCAUGACUGGACGACCAACUCCUCGCUUGUCCCUCUUACACGUCAUGGACCACUGGGGCGACAACUACACCCCGAUUGGAUGUUUCUGCAACGUAACGUCAACACCCCGGAAACCAAUUCUCAUUGAAUCCGUCGGCAACAAUGUGACGCUAACGUUUACCAUCAGUGGAAUGACAUCUUUAGAGGAUUUCAAUAACUACGGCUUCGAAGCGACGUACGAGUUCAGGCCGUCCACGUCGUGCGACAACGGUCUCGAGAGGAAGAACGGAUCAGAGGGCGAGCUGCUCUUCGUCGCACCAACAAGAGUGGCGGACCACGAACUGCCUUUACGGUGCCGCUGGUUUAUAGAGUCCUCUCCCAGAAAAUACCUCUACCUAAAAUUCCAAGGGCGAGACGGUUCACGUGGCUGUCCCAACUCAGGCAACCGCUUUGUCGUCUACGCGGACGGCAUCAUGCAGGCGGUCGCCGUGGUCUGCGCUGGACCUGCCCACGAAGAAACUUCCCUUUCGUCGUCUACCGACUUCGACAUCUUCUCAGCAUCGUGGUACAACGAAACCACCGAGCGCGAGCAUAGAACCCUCGCCGACAGAGUCGUGAUUGAAAUCGUCGCCUUCACCGGCGGACAAUUCAGACUCCGCUGGCUCGAGGUUACCAAACCUUUCCUCAAGACGUCUUCGGGCCUCACACUUCGUAACGUAAACUGCCUUUACGAGUGCCCUGAGCUCAGUGCGUGCAUUUCUCCCGAACUCUGGUGCGACGGCACUGUCCAUUGCCCAUCCGGCUACGACGAGCGACCGGAGCAUUGUAACAAGUUCCCAACGUUCUACGUGGCAAUCGGCGGCGGGGUAGGGUUCGUCCUGGUGUGUAUGCUUCUAGCCGCGGUGAUAGUAUGGUGUCGGCAGCGAGAAAAGACAAAGGAGUCUCGACAGGUCCCCACGGAUGACCUGCAGCUGGAGAGCCCCAACAGCUGACCCUGGCAUCCGAUUCUGGACCGUCCGGGGGAAGGUCCAGAAUUCCAGGAGACUCCCGUCGCUCCAAUGGAUGUGGUGAUGUCCCUCAUGUCUAGUGGAGGUCCUCUCCCGCGUAACGAUAUGUCGCCGCCACCUGCGUACACGGAUGACCCGUUGGCGGACGUCUAUGUUAUCAAGUCGAUGCGUUCUCCGUGUCUAUAGAGUGCAGUUCGUUCCUUGUGGUGCGGUGGUGGAAGACAAGAGUGCGUUGAAUGAGGAGUGGCGGUGAACGUUGCGGAACAAAAGUGGAAAUGGAGUUAAUGGCGGUUGUGACCACUAAUUAGGAAUACUUUUAUAUGUUUGCACAUUUGUGUUUGACGUCUUUACGAAUGACACAUCUACAAAGAAAGGGAACUGGCAGAAUGAUAUCGUUCAAAACGCAAACCUGAUAAAAAAAAUUCGCUACGAGACAUCUGUGUAUUUACAAAAAGCAAAGUCGAGACAGAUAACCAACAAUCGGCAAGUGCUCACAUACUACGAUGAGCUUCACCGAUGGUCGGUUAAAUGAUUGGAAAAUAAAAAUCCAUUCAGUUAGCGUAACAACAUAACAUUUCUGCACGCGCAACAGCUUCGACUUGUUCUCCCACAAUCUGCAUAUUAUUUUUCAUUUCAAUGAAAUAACUAUUGUUCUUCUUCAUGCGGUGCUCUUAGGCGACUUGGGAAUUACAGAUGUACUAAAAAAAUUGAGUAUUUUCCAGCGACUUGCAUAUGUUCCCUCUUGUCACGCUACAACAUCCACGUGUGUAAUAGAUAAGUGACACAUCUUCGCAACGAUAUCAGCGAAAUCCGGCAAGAACGUCAUGGUGCGCGCAGGAUAACACAUCUUACAAACUCAGAGGAACAAACAGUGACUUUGUGGUGCACCACGUGCGGAGCAUCAUACACCAGGACCGGAGAAGCUGUAUGGCACUCAAGAAUCAAGGUCUCCUACGGAAGACAGCUCAUACUUGUGAUCAUUUUUUGUAUAGGAACUAUUUUUACUCUUGUGCGAGCGGUUGACGAUGCGCGCUGCUCCGAAUAUAUCCGUCGUACUAUAUCUAGUGGGUACAUGCUGGCACUCACAUACUGAGUACAAACUGUACUCCAGAACUGCUCAUGGUUUACGAUCUAGUGUCUUAAAUUGUCGACGUUGAGCAUUUUUAUCUCUGCAGCAAUCCUGUCGGUCUGAUAAAGUGUCUGUUUGUGCGGGCGGUCGUUGACGAGGAGGAGCUCAAGUCACUGUUAUCUGCCUCUGAGUUCACUGCUUCUGUCUCUGCAUUUUGGAAUACGUCUUAAGCAAGUUUCACACGACCGUGUUACUCGUCCGUUUGCUUCCAAAACAGAACCUAUAGGGAGUCGAGCUCCGCAGCUUUCAUGGGUCCGUUUUGGAUCCGUUAAUAACACGGUCGAGGAAAACGUUCUUGUGAAACCCGCCUUACGCGAUAAAGAAUUCGGGCUUAACACCAAGGUAACAGGUAUAUGGAGUAGAUUUUCACUGCGGUUUGGGCUUAAUUCCAGUAGGCUAAGGUACACUUGCGAAAGUGACCGGUCAGGAAAGGGUACGUUUAGCGACAAAAUAACUUCUGCUAGACCAGGGCGACUGGGAAAAAAUAUAGUAACAAAGAAAAGUAAUAUAUUUCGACCGCCUAAUGGCAUUGCUCAUCGAAGAACACGUCCAGCGGAAAAUAUGUGCUUCCAUACGCCGUAUUUAUCUUGCAGUUUGUAGAGCGCAAGUUGUGCGUUCGAAAACCAUUCUUCACGACAUAGCGACUAAUUGAUCUAACUCGAACACUUGGCAAAAUAAUACACACGCACACAAAUCUGCGAUAAUACUAGAACCACUGGUAGACACAAUUGAAGUAUCGUUCAGUAAAUUGUGAAAUGAUGAUUACUCUAAAUUGCUUCGGUCUCUUUCACAAUAAACUGAGUUACCCAGUA
Ornithodoros turicata is the source of this 5527-nucleotide messenger RNA. RefSeq lists its product as uncharacterized. Gene Ontology annotation, cellular component: plasma membrane. The transcript is spliced from 4 exons. NCBI's taxonomy places the organism in Eukaryota, Metazoa, Arthropoda, Arachnida, Ixodida, Argasidae. Bases 527 to 3571 code for a protein of 1014 amino acids. Gene Ontology annotation, molecular function: protein binding. The record is from RefSeq and is a predicted model, not a curated record.